GCCUGGGGGGUUGGUUGGCUUUAAUAUGUUUUGGCUUGGGUAUAUAUUAUAUAACUACCUUAUUUUCUUUUGGGUCAUGGUUCAUCUGAUCUGGCCAUCAUGCAAGCGGGUUUUGUCGUGGCGGAAGCGAAUUCCAUUAGCACCGUUAGGCCCCCCAAUGGUCUCCGGUCCUACCUCCAUAGUACUACGGGAGGACCGGGGUCCUAUACUCUUUUUUUAUCCCUCUUUCUUCGCUUUCUUUUCUUCUCUUGUACAUAUUGUACUAUACCUAGUCUUAUGACCCGGAAGGCGUCAAUGAUGGAAGCUACCUACACCUAUGCACGUCAUCAAUUUACAACUUAUAACUUACAACCACCAUUACCGUAUAUUCCCAAUUGGCUGGGGUCAGACUCCAGAGACACGUUUCCACUUUCUUCCCAGCCUGGCCCGCUACAAAUCUUUGGGCAUUGGUCAAAAUCGCGGCACUUUCAUAAUCUAAGUGUAGACCGACUAUUCAAGACCGAAGCGGUCACGCACCGUUCUUUUUGUCCAUGUAUCCUCGCCAAGGGAGUGAGUGUCAGGUAUCUAGUAGCGGUCUACCUACUACGCAGCUACGUUACUUAAAUGACUAAACUAAAUGUACGUUACGUAGUUGUCAAGAAGUCAGGACCAUUUAUGCUGAGUCUUUUCUAUCUUAACCUAAAGCAUAAAGCAUGCAUGGGGGUCGACCCCCACCCCCCUUUCUUUUUUUUUUAUUUUUAUUUUUUU
Molecule: messenger RNA, 747 nt
Organism: Daldinia caldariorum
Lineage: Eukaryota; Fungi; Ascomycota; Sordariomycetes; Xylariales; Hypoxylaceae
Exons: 1
Coding region: 100-603 (167 amino acids)
Source: RefSeq, a predicted model, not a curated record